This is a messenger RNA of Dovyalis caffra, 1755 nucleotides long. NCBI's taxonomy places the organism in Eukaryota, Viridiplantae, Streptophyta, Magnoliopsida, Malpighiales, Salicaceae. The record is from the annotation of a GenBank genome assembly.
AUGAACGGUUUGAGUUUAUUUAAGAGAGCUUCUAGAGCUUUCGAUGACUAUCCUUCACUCGCUAAGCUCAUUGUCGUUUGCACCAUCAGUGGUGGGGGCUAUGUAGCUUAUGCAGAUGCAAAUUCAACUAGUGGUGUACAUGCUGCUGCACCACCUGUAUCGGAGAUCAAGAAAAAGAAGGUGGUGGUGCUUGGAACUGGUUGGGCCGGAACCAGCUUCCUGAAGAAACUGAGCGAUCCCUCAUAUGAUGUUCAGGUUAUAUCGCCUCGGAACUACUUUGCAUUCACCCCUUUGUUACCUAGUGUUACAUGUGGUACGGUGGAGGCUCGCAGCAUUGUCGAACCAAUUCGUAGCAUUGUCAGGAAGAAAAGUGUGAACGUCAGUUACUGGGAAGCUGAAUGUUUCAAGAUCGAUGCAGAAAAUAAGAAAGUUUAUUGUCGACGUAAUCCUGACUCCAGUAUGAAUGGGAAAGAAGAAUUUGCUGUGGAUUAUGAUUAUCUUGUAAUAGCCAUGGGAGCCCGUCCCAACACAUUCAACACACCCGGUGUAGUAGAGCAUUGCAAUUUCCUGAAGGAAGUUGAAGAUGCUCAGCAGAUCCGUCGGUCUGUUAUUGAUUCAUUUGAGAAGGCAAGCUUGCCGACUUUAAGUGAUGAAGAGAGGAAAAGAAUUCUUCAUUUUGUUGUUGUUGGUGGUGGACCAACAGGAGUGGAGUUUGCUGCAGAGCUUCAUGAUUUUGUCAAUGAGGAUUUAGUCAAACUAUAUCCAGCAGCCAAAGGUUCUGUACAAAUAACAAUUCUUGAAGCAGCAGAUCAUAUUUUGAACAUGUUUGACAAAAGAAUCACAGAUUUUGCAGAACAUAAGUUCCAUAGAGAAGGCAUUGAUGUGAAGCUAGGGUCAAUGGUCGUGAAAGUAUCUGAUAAAGAAAUAUCUACUAAAGUGAGAGGGAAUGGUGGUGAAAUUACAACAAUACCAUAUGGAAUGGUUGUCUGGUCAACUGGAAUUGGAACUCAUCCUGUCAUAAGGGAUUUUAUGAAGCAAAUUGGUCAGACUAAUAGGCGUGCUUUAGCAACUGAUGAAUGGCUGCGAGUCGAGGGAUCUAAUAGCAUCUAUGCACUUGGUGAUUGUGCGACAAUUAACCAGCGCAAAGUCAUGGAAGAUGUUGCCGCAAUAUUUAAGAAGGCAGACAAGGACAAUUCUGGAACCCUCACCGUAAAAGAAUUUCAAGAAGUCAUUGAUGAUAUUUGUGAAAGAUAUCCUCAAGUGGAGCUGUAUUUGAAGAACAAACAAAUGCGUGACAUUGCUGAUCUCUUGAAGAUGGCUAAAGGGGAUGUUGCAAAAGAAGCAAUGGAACUAAAUAUUGAAGAGUUUAAGAAAGCCCUUUCUGAAGUUGAUUCCCAGAUGAAGAACCUUCCAGCAACAGCUCAGGUUGCAGCUCAGCAAGGCACUUAUCUUGCUAAUUGCUUCAACCGCAUGGAAGAGGCUGAAAAAAAUCCUGAAGGUCCUAUCAGGUUCAGGGAAGAAGGUCGCCAUCGGUUCCGUCCCUUUAGAUACAGGCACUUUGGGCAAUUUGCUCCACUGGGAGGAGAACAAACAGCAGCACAGCUUCCUGGUGAUUGGGUUUCCAUCGGUCACAGCAGUCAGUGGCUUUGGUAUUCUGUCUAUGCAAGCAAGCUAGUCAGUUGGCGCACCAGGGCGUUGGUGAUAACAGAUUGGACAAGGCGUUUCGUCUUUGGAAGGGAUUCCAGUCGCAUUUGA